This is a messenger RNA of Symbiodinium necroappetens, 2024 nucleotides long. NCBI's taxonomy places the organism in Eukaryota, Dinophyceae, Suessiales, Symbiodiniaceae. The record is from the annotation of a GenBank genome assembly.
GCGUCAAAGUCACAGGAAAAGUUUUCAGGUCGGCCAAGAGGGAGCGCAUGCAACAGGAGCUGGCAGCUGGAACUUCGACCUUCUUCUUACAGGUGUGCCAAGGCGCCCACCGAAGGCUUCACCCGGCUCUCCCGGUGCCCAGCUCCCUGGACGAUGUGAGGACCCAAGGUCGCCUCUCGAUGGUGUCUUACCUAGAAAGGCAAGGAGGGUAUGCCCAGCAGCGGGGGACCGGCCUGGUGAUGUUGAUGCUGGCUACCAUUGCCGACUGUUUCCUGAGGGGCGACACCCAUGCUGCCAUGGAACACCUUGGCCUCGCCCUGGCUGCCACCGAGCAGUCUUGCACCGACAACGGGAGGUGGGACCUGGGCUUCUUGCUGACGCUGCUAGAGGAGCCUGCUCCUUCAAUGUUUGCCCCGCGGGGCCAGGCUGCCAACACCCGGUUGAGGGCUUUCUCGCCCCUGGUUCCCCCUGCCUUGGGGUCUGUCACCCUGGCUUAUGUUCGGGAGGUGAACCUCCUAUCUCAAAGGAGGAAGGACGCUGUGCAGCCCAGCCGGGCAACCGCCGAGGCCGAAGAGCCCGGAGGCGACGAGACAAAACCGAAAAGGCAGAGGUUCUUGCGUGCAGGCGGUCAUGCUCCUCAGGAGGCUCGCACGCCCUUCUCUGCCUUCCUUUCUCGGACUUUGCACCUUUGCCGGCGCGGCGUUUGUGCCCCGGCCCAUGUCCUGUUCCCGCUCCCCCUUCCUCACCCGGCCAUCUUCCAGUCCCGCCUUGCACUUUCGUCCAGGCGGCGGGCCGUGGUUGCUGAGCGGCGUCUUUUGCAUAUCUUGGUGAUGGCCUUGAAUUUCCUACACCAGGACUGCCACUUCGUGCCCCUCGAGCUUUUGCAGCGACCUCCCAACGUGCCCCAGGCCCGUUGCUUGUCCUAUCUCGGGGCCCUUGUCAGGACAUACGGUAGCGAGCAGGAGGGCGUAAUACCCUCCACCGCCGGCCGUCGAAUUCAUGUGUUGCAAGCUCGGUUGGGAGAGCUCUCAAAUCGCCUGGCGGACCUGGGCCCUGUGGGUGAUAUCUACUCUUGGGCUCCUCCUUCCGAUCCUGUGGUUCCUCCGGACACCCUGCCUGAGGACCAGCAGCCCUACCAACCUGCCCAGGCGGAGCGCCUUCAGAUCAGUGGCCGUGGGCUUUGGGACCCUCUGCCUUUCCUGCCGCCUGACCUGCAAAUGGCUUACGCGGAGCCUAGGAGCCUCUUGUUCGGAGGCCUUCCGGGCCCUGAGGCCUUCCCUGACUGCUCUCGGGAAGACGCGGCCGAGACUUUGAAGCUUGCCCUGUUGUGGUCGUCCCAGGGCUUGUUGCACCUUGAGCCGUUCACUUCCGACCUGCACCCCUCCUGCUACGCGAGAAUCUUUGCAGCUAGGAAGUCGUCAGGCAAGCUGCGCCAGAUUGGGGACCGUCGUGGCCCCAACUUUGCCGAAGCACGGCUGCCCGGCCCGUCAAGAUGGCUCCCCUCGGGGGAGGUGCUCACCGCCCUUUCGUGUCGACCGGCUUGCGAGGGCUUGUGCUUAUGCAUAACUGAUCGCCGAGACUUCUACCACCAGCUGAGGCGUUUGCUGGGUCCCAGGCCCUGCUCGACCUUCGUCUUCGCUUCGCCGACAGGAGAUCAUCUCGGAGUGGAGGUGGCAACAGCCAGCCACUCUGCCUACCUUGAAAGCAAAGGGCUGAUAAUAGACGAUUUCUUCGCCAUCGCUAAAAUCAGCCGGUCGGCGCACGCCGGCCUCACCUCCUCUACCACAACCCCGGCAGGGCUCUGUGUUAUCGGGGCUCCUCGCUCGAAACGUUUUGUGCUGGCAGACCUCAGCCUAGAGGCUUUCGCACUGUCUCCUCUCGGCGAGCUCGACCCAGAGGCCCCCAAGAUCCUGAAGCUGCCCCGGGCAGUUGCCCAAGAAUUUCAGCUGGCGGCAGCCUUGGCCCCAGCUGUCUGUUCUGAUGUAGCCGCCCCGUAUGUGCCACCGACGCCUCAGAGGCGAAAG